Molecule: messenger RNA, 1428 nt
Organism: Didymodactylos carnosus
Lineage: Eukaryota; Metazoa; Rotifera; Eurotatoria; Philodinida; Philodinidae
Source: the annotation of a GenBank genome assembly
AUGAAUAUAAAUAGUGAAGGCGCAGAACAAACAAAAGUACGUAUGAGAGAAAAGAAAGUACCAUCCGCAAUGACAUCAACGAUAAAUGCAAAAGAUACAAAUUCUUCUUUUUCUAAUACAACAUCUAAUGGAAAUAUGUCAUCUUCAAUACCAAUAACAACAAAUUCAACAUCAUCAACACAAUCGACAACGGGAACACUUGAAAAUGCAUUUUUUUUGGGUUUAACAAUUGAUGAUGCUCUAAAUUCAACAGAAAAUCUCAAUGAAUUAUUUUAUAAUGCAUGUAAAUACAAUCAUAUUGAUUUAGUGAAGAGAUGUGUCGAAGAUAAACAUGUAAAUGUAAAUGAACCGUAUAAUAACGAUUAUCCAUUGUGUAUAGCUAGUCAUAAGGGUCAUUAUGAUAUUGUAAAAUAUUUAUUAGAACAUAAUACCAAUGUUCAUAUAAAACGUGAAUUAAAUUUAAUCACAACACGUGGUAAUCAUCGUUUAUCUCGAACGAAUUUAUAUUAUGGUGAUAGUCCAUUAUCAUUAGCCGUUAAAUAUGGUUUUGAAGAUAUUGCCAUUUUAUUAGUUGAUUAUGGUAGUGAAGUAUUAAAUGAAAAUAAUGAAUUUGAAAAAUCACCAAUACAAGAUGCUAUACGUUUAAAUCGUAAUAAAAUAUUAAAUAAAUUUAUUGAAAAUUUAAAAUUAAAUAAACCAUCACAAUCAAAUGAAAAUAUGUUAUUACAAAAGAAAGGUGAUAUUUUACGACAAUGUUUAAUUAAUGAUCAAAUUGAUGCAUUAAAAAUAUUUGUACCAAAUGUUUGGGAAGAAUUAAAUGCUGAUUUUAUAUUUGCCGUAUUAAAUAAUUUAAUGUUAAAAAAUAAAAUACAAUCAGAUAAAUCAUUUGAUGUUUUAGAAGCAAUUUUAGAAGCAAUACCAGCAGCAAAAUUAAAAAUGUAUGAUAUUGGUGAUUUAUUAAAACGUUUUUUACAUGUAUUACAAGCACAAUUUUUAACAAUUAGUGAUGAUAGAAUACAAAUACUUUAUUUAAGAACAUCAUUAUUAUUUAUUAUUCUAAAAUAUCAUGAUACUUUUGAUUUUUCACAAUAUUUAGAUUUAUUAGACUCUUAUUUUCGUGCAAUAUACACAAGCGAAGGUAUAAAUCAAAUAUAUGAAUAUAUUAUACGUUUUUAUGAAAAUUUAAUUCUAAUGGGUCAUCUUGUAUUAACAGAUAAUAAUGUUAUUUUAAAAUUACUUGAAUGUCAACAUGUUACACAAAUGCAACCAAUUGAUAUGUAUUUAACUUGGCGUGCAAGAAAUCCAUUUUUAUUAAAAGAAAAAUGUCGAUUAAUAAUUAAAAAUAAUAUGAUAUCUUAUAAACGUUCAAUAAUAGAAAAAUUAAAUUUAAAUGAAGAAACAUUUUUUUAUAUGUAUUAUCAACGAUAG